Molecule: messenger RNA, 1029 nt
Organism: Botrytis byssoidea
Lineage: Eukaryota; Fungi; Ascomycota; Leotiomycetes; Helotiales; Sclerotiniaceae
Exons: 1
Coding region: 1-1029 (342 amino acids)
Source: RefSeq, a predicted model, not a curated record
AUGAUGAAUAUCCGUUAUCUAUGGGUCGAUACAAUUCGCAUUAUUCAAUCCUCAGAUAACGAUGACUAUAGCGAAUUCCAAAGGGAGGCGAGCAAAAUGCGAAAUUACUACGCCAACGCUGAGUGCUGUAUAGCUGCAUCAGUUGCUAAUGAUGCAGCGGAAGGAUUGCUCAAAGAAACGCUGCUUGGGCGGUACCCAAUCCAAUCUAUUUUCCUAACCUACCCAGGUACUGCUGGUCCGGAUCGGCAAUCUAUAGCACUGCAAUCAGAAGAGAACGUCGCGAUAUUGAGGAAUGUUAUUGAUGAAUCGCCACUAUCAAAACGCGGGUGGUGUUUACAGGAGCUUUCGCUUCCACCACGUGUACUUCAUUGGACCUCUAAUGGGCUAUACCGCGAAUGCCAAUCUUCCUACUUUCUAGAGGGAAGUUCUAAGAAGUGGAAGACGUAUAAUCAUGCCGCUACUGCCACUCCUCGAGAUAUUCUAGCCAUGCCUGACGAAAAACUCUUGGCCCACGAUGGCUGGCACCGCUCACUUCGUUUGCUAUCGGAGAAAGGCUUAACCUUUUCCAAAGAUCGAAUAUACGCUAUUCAUGGUAUCGCUUGUCUCAUCAUAGAGCGACUCAAGGUUGAAUAUUUUAAUGGCGUGUUCCGGCCAUAUCUUGCUCAAGUGCUUGCGUGUAACUACUCCCCUAGGGAUCCUUACGAUGCAUUGCUGGAUGUAUCCGUAGAACCUAGGGACGACCGUUUUCCUACUUGGCGCUGGGCCUCAAAUGGGCCGGUCCAGUUUUUAGAUGUUCCUACAGGUGACUGGCACUCCUAUAUUCAUGAUGUCUAUCCACAUAUGUUCCCUUCGUAUCCAGGGAACACAAACUUGACCGACAUCAUCGACUCGAAGCUUCAUAUCAAAGCUCCAAUAAUACAAGUCGACCUGGUUUAUGGACCUCGGGAAACAUUCCCUCUUUCAGGGGAAGUUAGUAUUGAUUGCGAUGGUGGGGAACCACUAAAUCAUUACUUUUUGGGUAUGGCUUGA